Lolium rigidum is the source of this 1039-nucleotide messenger RNA. RefSeq lists its product as uncharacterized. The coding region runs from base 2 to 907 and encodes 301 amino acids. The record is from RefSeq and is a predicted model, not a curated record. The transcript has a single exon. NCBI's taxonomy places the organism in Eukaryota, Viridiplantae, Streptophyta, Magnoliopsida, Poales, Poaceae.
GAUGACAGACACAUGGACCUCUUGCUCUCCGGACUGGGGGAAUUGUGAAAGGCAUGAUAGUUGCACCAUGAUGCAGAUAUUCUCGCUGAAGCUACCUUACACUUCUGCUUCUAUCAGUGGCCCAGUUCAGUUGUAUGGGUACAUGGCUGUCCGGGAUCUUUUGAACCCUUACCGAAACUACAUCUUCAACCGCAGCAGGGAUGAUCCUUUCAUUGUGGAACAGGAGGAUGGGUUUAUACAAAUGACUGGCCCUAAGAGAGGAAUCAGAAAUGAUGGUUAUGUGCUGCUUGAGUUCGACAUGAAGAUCAAGACUGGAGAUGAAGAAAGUGAUGAUUUACAGCUCAUCGAUGGUGUUGCCUACUUCAACAACCUAACCAUAAUGAAUGCUACUGAGCACAGGCAGCGGAUCGAUGGUGAUCACGGUGCGGUGGACAUAACUCUCUCGCUCCUGCGCUCUGCGGUGGAGGCCACGGUACAGGUCGGGAUAUCAGAUUUACAGCAUGGCAGCGGCUUAAGCCUGCGUCUAACAGCGUCAUAUAUCAGCUCACAUUUUGUUCUGCGUGAACGAAUCCAGCUGUUCGAUGGUGUUGUUGAUCCCGAGACGUGUGAGCAGAACAAGUACGUGGUUGCUGUGCCAUGGAAGGUUAUUCUCAGUCUUAAGUUACAGAUCAGUCAAAUUGGUGGCUCCCACCGUUCUGUUGAGAAAUUCUGUCUCUGCUCCCCUCGCAAGCAUGGGCAUGAGAACCUUACGUUCGAGCUUGGUUUCGCCACCGUAAAGGUGAAGGUGACUUGGUCGACUUUGGACAUACCGCGCAGCCUUCUCGGACCGGAUUGCUACAUGUAUGACUUUGAGGCUGCUGAGGAUCUUGGCUUAUUGAACCUUAUGGGGUUAGAAGAAGCAAACUGAUUCUGUAGAGAUGAAAGUGCGAUGUCCAGUUUCCUCGGACCAACUUGCUACAAGUGAUCAGUAAGGAGGCUGCUGAGAUUGCCACCAAAAUAAACUUGAGAAGUGUCCUAGCUAAUUCUUCUUGUACUCUGA